AUUAACACCGAUGUAUGGACCUUGUCUUGUCUAAAUGAGCUGCACAUUGCACUCUAAACUACAGGGGCCAUCGUGGUCCCUAUAGUGCCAUAACGACGAUAGUACUGUAGCAACAGGCACACAGCUCAAGCUAAGCAUAAAUACGGCGCCCACAGUACUUUACAAACCCUAAAGUACGAACACUGUUAUCAUGGUAAUUAUAUUGCUUUGGGUGAAGGGGACGAACAAUGCCUAAAUGUAAGUUUUCAUGAAAUGUAAGAUAGCUGGACUGUCUACGUGCGUAAAUAUAUCAAAAUAGAAUGUAACAUCGGUUUCUGUUCCUAGUGUCCUGGAAAUAAGUAGUCUCGAAAACCCAACCCUAAGCCAUAAUCACUGUUGCCUAUGGUUGGGUUUUCGAGACUAUCAAAUGAGACCUUUCUUGACGGUCCAAAUAUAGUGUAAUUAGGGUCAUUAGAUACGCGGUAGCUGAAUUUGAAUGACUGGAGUCGGUGUUUUCGGAGUGCCUUAUUAUGCAAACUCAUUUUAUGGGUCAGUGGGGUGCAAAUGGGUAGUUAGGGGCACGAACAAAACAGGGGGGUGGAGAAACAGAAUUAAAAUUCUAAGUGGCAGAAUGCCCCAUUGUCAGUGGAGGGGCAUACCCUAUAAACCACGCAGAUAAGCGGUCUUUUUCAGAAACACCGCACCACUGGACGGAGCUGGUACAACUGUGGAGCUCUCCAACUACGGACCCAUCACCAUGGCUUCUACCACAUGCUCUUGGAUUGCCUUCAUUGUCUUAACUGUGUCUACUAAUUUCAUUGGAGUACAGUGUCGCGCGGUGCAGGAGAUACUGUCAAAGUCCUCCGCUUUUCAGGAUGGUCCCAAUACUUUACCCACCGAUAUCUUGAGACGAUGGCGACGUGAGAGCGAUGAGACGCAGCGGCAACAUUGCGCAAUGUUGUCAGCUCCUUGGAUGGAAACCAGCGCGUACCCGAUGGAAUUGGCACUGCUACAUCGUCUCCGGGUGCGUUCAAUGGCCCAAGGAGGUUUACGGCGCACAGUCUUUCCUGAGCAACCACUAUUUCAUUUUGUCAGACGCGUCUAUCAUUGCUGCCAGUUAGGUUUUCAUUGCAGAGGCGUCAAAGGGAUUCAGGGCAGUAUCAGUGGAGGUAAGAAUCUAAAUCCAGUCAUUUGAAGUAGCUUCUUAGCAAUUUAUUAAGCCUACUCUUGGACUAAAUUUGUAUCUAGGCCUACUGUAGAGAAUCUCAAUUUUAAAGUGCCCGUAGACUUAGUUUUAUAGAAUAUAUAAAUUAUUCUACUCAGGAAUGGGGCCACUCUCACAUUCUCAGUAGUGCUUAUUUCAUUUAGGCCUUACAGUAUUUUGUUGAUCUUUUCCCACCCUAGAUACAGAUUUGGAGUUCCUUCUCAGUCAGGAUGUUCUGUCAGUGACAGUCAUGAGAGCUGAGAUUCAUCUCUAUGUGUUGAAUCCUCAACACCUGAACAUAGAGCCUGUUCUUCCAUACAUGGCAAAACGCAAGCUUCCCACACGAUACAGUUUUGGGUCAAGGGAGAAUGUCCUGGAGCUUCGAGUGGAUCUGCUGUUCCUAUUCCAAGGUCUUCAGGAGGCAGCUGGUGGUGUCAGAGGGGAGCCAAGUCUGGUUGACAUGCGGAAAGUGGGGGAGCUUUCAAGCGGGGGUCCACGAGAAAGGCCAGUAGCUCCAUGGUCUCUGCAGGACACCAAUGCUGAUCUGUUAGGGGAGGGGGUGGGCCCCCUGCUGAUGGCCAUGGAGCUGGGCCUGGCUCUGGCCCUGAAUUGUGACAGGGGGGGAGUGGAGGUGUCUUGUGAGCACAAUGGAGUCCACCUAUUACACUCUCCAUUCAUUGCUCUCUCCUACAGAUAAAGAUGACACAAGCCAGUAUUGUACACACCAUCACAUUUUACCUUAAGUUGCACCAUACAUAACCCCAUCUCCAUGUUGUCUCUAAUGUCCUCAAGUCUAUGAAGCUGCAUUUAUCUCUUGGUGGGCAACAUGUCAACUUUUAUUAUUGAUAUGUGAAGGAAGUGGAUCGGAUGUCUUAACUACAUAACUUUUGCAAUAACCCUUUGCAAAAUUAAACAUUGUCUUUAAUGUUGUGAGGCAAAAUAUAUUUUUUAUAUACCCCAACGUGUAUGUGGUUCUGUGCACUUCAGAAAAUGCUUGAAUAUAUUAACUUAUCAGUGUUGUGUUUUGUAAGAAAUAAAUAAAUUUGUAAAGAUGUAAAUAGUGUAUAUUAUCACAUAUGUUUAUUGGGAAAUUGUUUUGGGUUUUCCUUUAUUGAAAUGCAAUUGAUUAAAUUUGU
This is a messenger RNA of Oncorhynchus kisutch (coho salmon), 2319 nucleotides long. RefSeq lists its product as uncharacterized. The record is from RefSeq and is a predicted model, not a curated record. Bases 1434 to 1880 code for a protein of 148 amino acids. The transcript is spliced from 2 exons. Lineage: Eukaryota; Metazoa; Chordata; Actinopteri; Salmoniformes; Salmonidae.